Molecule: messenger RNA, 1191 nt
Organism: Candidula unifasciata
Lineage: Eukaryota; Metazoa; Mollusca; Gastropoda; Stylommatophora; Geomitridae
Source: the annotation of a GenBank genome assembly
AUGGCCGGCCUGUCUGUCGUGGCUUUCUUCUCCUCUCCUGUCUUCCUGCUCGUCUACACCGGCAGUCUGUGUGUCUCCGGUCAUGCAGACCACGAAAAGUCCAAAUAUACCAAGGCCUCUCAGUGGUCACAUUACACAGAAUUAGUUGACAGUGCUGUUGCAAGUUACACUGACUGUUCCAACAAAGACUGUUCGUGUUUCCUCAGUGUGCUGACAGAGGACCUGAAGAUCUGGAAUGAGAAGACCAUCAAGGAAGAGGAUGUGAAAGCAGCCAAAGCCUAUGGUGUCCACUAUCAGAUCAUCAAACAUGAACUGUAUCGACAGCAGGACUGUAUGUUCCCUUUCAGGUGUAGUGGAGUUGAACACCUCAUACCACAAGUCAAUAUAUGUCCUUAUGUCAGUUCAGGUGUAGUGGAGACCUCAUACCACAAGUCAAUAUCUGUCCUUAUGUCAGUUCAGGCAGGUGUACGGCAUCACUGGGACAUCAUGUAUCCUGCAUGGACUUUCUGGGAGGGGGGGCCUGCUGUGUGGCCCAUCUACCCCACAGGCCUAGGCCGCUGGGACCUGCAAAGGGACAUCAUUUCCAGGGCAGCUGAGAAAUGGCCUUGGGAGAAAAAAGAGGAUCAAGCUUUCUUCCGUGGUUCUCGGACCAGUGCAGAGAGGGACCCCUUGAUCUUAUUGUCACGAGCAGAACCUGACCUAGUGGAUGCACAGUACACGAAAAAUCAGGCAUGGAAAUCUGAGGAGGAUACGCUGUACCGGCCACCAGCAGCCGAAGUAAAACUGGAGGAUCACUGCAAAUACAGAUAUCUGUUCAACUUCCGAGGGGUGGCAGCCAGCUUUCGCUUGAAACAUUUAUUCCUUUGUAACUCAACAGUUUUCCAUGUGGGCUCUGAGUGGUUGGAAUUUUUUUACCCAGCACUUAAGCCCUGGGUCCACUACAUCCCAGUCAAAUCGGAUCUCUCUAAUGCCAGAGAGUUGAUUUUGUUUGCCAAGGAAAACCAGGCAAUUGUUCAGGGAAUAGCAGAAAGGGGCAGACGAUUUAUUAUGGAACAUUUACGUAUGGAGGAUAUCACAUGUUACUGGAAAAAGCUCCUGCUUAGUUAUGCUCAACUUCAGUCGUACAAGCCUGUACAGAACAACAGCCUCAAGCAAAUCAAACGUACAAGCCCACAUGGAACUACAGCCUGA